Messenger RNA from Colletotrichum higginsianum IMI 349063, 477 nucleotides. RefSeq lists its product as uncharacterized. The record is from RefSeq and is a predicted model, not a curated record. NCBI's taxonomy places the organism in Eukaryota, Fungi, Ascomycota, Sordariomycetes, Glomerellales, Glomerellaceae. Bases 1 to 477 code for a protein of 158 amino acids. The transcript is spliced from 2 exons.
AUGGCGUCGCUGUCGUAUGCCUCUGGCGUUUUCGCCAUCGCAACCUGGCCUGCGAGGAUCGCAUGGAAGCCCGUGGCCCUGUUCAUCAACACCGCCCUCAUCUUGUUGUCGCCGCUCAUACUCAUGGCGUCAUAUGUCAUCGGAUGGGGCCAAGCCAUCAUGGACUUUCUAGCCAGCCUCCAGCUGGCCUGCGGCGCUUGCAUUGGCAUCGUGGCUGGCCUGACUAUGUCUUGCACAUCCGGCGUGAUCACUACAAUCUUCGGCAUGGGUGACAACAGGUCGAGAUCUUUGCCUCCAACUCCAAUGCCUUCAACACCCUCAUCGGAGCGACCGGGAACCGGUAAGACGGAAGACUCGUCGUCCUACGAGACAGACUGGCAUAUUCUCAACAAGCCACCCCCGAAGAGACGGAGGCGGACGCCGGGGCUCUGGUCGCAGACGAUUCACGAGGAGGACGAUGACGAUUCCGAGAUUUGA